AUUUAAAGAAGCCAAAGUGACUCACCCAAAGGCUUUUGUUGAAUCAGACGUGAAAACGAGCUGCUACUCAGAGGUUGAGUAAUCGCAAGUUUCUUGGAAGAAGAAGAAUCAGGAAAAUAAUAUCCCAAUGAUGGCCGAUCAUGGAGACCCAUGUGAUCCAUCUGAAGCCUCUUUUUGCAUGAAUGGGGGAUCAUGCUACAAGAUCCCCUCUGUCUCCACCCCCACCUGUCGGUGCAUUGAUAACUACAAGGGCAGCCGAUGUGAGCAGUUCCUGCUGGAGUCUAGGAGCAGCACCGAGUCUGGCAUAAUCGCAGCAGUGGUCAUCAUGGUCUUGCUCAUCGUGGUGAUGCUGGCUGUGAUCAUCUACUACACCUGCAAGCUGAAGAGGAGUAAAGAACAAAAUCAGCCAACCAGAGAACAGUACUGGAAGGUCCAGCACAGGGAGCCAAGAGUAUGACACUGUCCGAGCAGAGAUCUGAGGACACAGCAAGAAGCUCCUGUGGUGUUGGAGAGCUCCAUACACACCACUGGCACAGGUCUGAAUUCAGCUAGAGCUGGGAUGGACUAAGACCCCUCGAACAGACCGGCUAUAUACUUUAAAACACUUCACACUGGAUUUAGUCUUCUAAUGGUGUAUUUUAUUCAAAGUGGCAGUGCAGUGAAUGCAUGCGUGUUGAAAGGGCUUCUUCUGUGUAGCCCAUGACCCUAGUUUUGCCAAUGUUAUGCUUCACCACUAGAUGUCUGUCUCUGAAACUUUGUUGAAAAUGUAACAUUUCAAAAGGAAUCUUUUUAACAUUAACUUCAGUAUACAAUCACCUUAGGCUUGUAAUGUCAUGUGACUGACAGGUGGGAUGACUGUUAUUAUUGCAUUACCUUUUUGGCCACCUUUUGAAUGAUACUGACUGGAAAGACUGACAGAUGUUAGAAAGGUUAGAAAGAAACUAGGUUGUAGCUGACAGUCAACAACAUUACUUGAUCAGAUCCUAAUCAAGAGCCAUAAGAAUGGCAGGAAGAACAGCCACUGUUCACUUUCUGUGCACAACUUGCGCAAUAGCUAAAACUGCAUUAAGAUAAACUGUCCAUGCCUAAUAACUUUGUAAUUAUUUGCUUAAUAUCCCUUUAACACAGCUAUUCCAAUGAGGAUUUAAAAACUCCAAAGUCAGAAAACACUCCUUAAAUGGAUUUGAUACAAAGAAUGUCAGUGACAGCACUUAUAUCUGCCUGUCAUUGGUUGUACGACUACUGCAAUAACAUUAACCGGGGGGUCAGUAAAACCUUACAUUGGUUGUACUAUCGGUUGUAUUAUACUAGCCUAUAUAACCACGAAUAAGGCAAAUGGUUUCUAGACAACAGUUAACACAGCCGGUAUAUUCACAUUACGUGUUUAAUAGAGAACCUCAACAUUCAUAUGUUGUAGCAGCACUGUGCAUGUUGAUCACAGAGGAAAGCCUGUGGUGGCUAUGGUGGAGUAAACAUGGCAUAGGGCUAGAGAGGAACUUGGGAAUGUGAAGAAUGCAAAAGAAUGUAGACAUGAUGCAGGCACAUGAAAACAUGCAUUGCAUUCAUUUUUGUACAUUUUUGGUCCUGUAAGAAGCAUAUACUGUAUGUGUGUACAAAUAUAUUGUAUAUUUUAUUGUAAAACACUGUUUGUUCUUGUUUGUUGAUGGUGAUUUAUUUUUUACAUUGUUUAUUUGGAUGACCUGUUGACAGUGACUUAAUGUCAGAGUAUGUGUGGUAGAUGGAAUUGUAUACAAAAUAAUCUGUUCAGUAUUGAGGGAUACUACUUUUUAAAUAAAUAAUAUGAUUGUG
Alosa alosa (allis shad) is the source of this 1809-nucleotide messenger RNA. Its product is annotated as pro-neuregulin-4, membrane-bound isoform-like. Gene Ontology annotation, biological process: positive regulation of cell population proliferation; positive regulation of mitotic nuclear division; epidermal growth factor receptor signaling pathway. Bases 128 to 457 code for a protein of 109 amino acids. The record is from RefSeq and is a predicted model, not a curated record. The transcript has 5 exons. NCBI's taxonomy places the organism in Eukaryota, Metazoa, Chordata, Actinopteri, Clupeiformes, Clupeidae.